AUGACGCCUCGCGUCGGUCGCACGCUGCUCAGCGCGGCGGCGUCGAACGCCACGGCUGUCAACGCCGCAGCGCACGACGAUGCGACGGCACCGCUGUGGUUCAUAUUCAUCUCUCUAGCCGUCGGCAGCGCGGCGAGGACGGCGCUUCACGGGACGUCGGUACCGUACACGGUUGUGCUGUUCAUCAUCGGCAUGGUCAUGGCGGUGGUGUAUUACUACGCAGACUUGGGACUGUUAGAGGCGUCGCUGAGCGCGUGGGGUGGGAUCAACCCGCACGUGUUGUUGGCGUGUUUCCUACCUGCGUUGAUUUUUGAGUCGUCGUUUUCGAUGGAGUGGCACACGCUGAAAAAGGUGCUGCCCAAGGUGUUGAUCUUGGCCGGGCCCGGAGUGUUGAUGAGCAUGGCGCUCACUGGGUGCGUGUUACGCGUGUUUCCGUUCGAUUUUAGCUGGGCAUUUUGUAUGAUGGUGGGGUCGAUUUUGGCGGCGACAGAUCCCGUCGCCGUCGUCGCCAUCUUGAAGGAGGUCGGGGCGAGUAAAGUUUUGGGACAUUUGAUCGAAGGCGAGUCGCUCGUGAAUGAUGGUACCGCCAUCGUCGUCUUCAACGUUUUUUUGGCGAUCGCAAAAGGCGAGCAUCUCUCGUUCGGAGAUGUGAUGAAGGAUUUAAUCACUCAACCCAUCUUAUCAGUCAUCACCGGCGUCGUCGUCGGCGAACUGUGCUUGAUUUGGUUGCGAAAUUCCCAUAAAGACCAUUUAGUAGAUAUUACCAUCACUCUUUUUGCUGGUUAUAUUUCUUUCAUGCUCGCCGAAAUCGUCAUCAAGUGCAGCGGCGUGCUUGCCGUCGUCGUUCUCGGAUGGUACCUGAGCGCCAAGGGCAGAACGUUUUUCAAGGGCAACAUACAACACUCUAUGCAUCACUUUUGGGAGGUGCUAACAUACGCGGCUAACACCAUCGUAUUCAUUCUUGCCGGUUUUCUGAUCGUCGCAGAUAUUUUGCUCGGCGAACUGGACAUCAAAGCCAGCGACCUGGGGUGGGGUAUUCUCCUCUACUUGUGCCUCAACAUAAUUCGUUUUGUCGUCACGGCGAUGCUGUUUCCGUGGAUGAACUACUACAAAGGACACGUCUUAAGCAUGCGUGAGACCUUUAUAGCCAUUUGGAGCGGUCUACGUGGCGCUGUCGGUUUGGCGCUCGCGCUCGUCGUGUUGGAGGAUGAUGCGCAUUUCACAAAGCGAGAGCGUGGAUUGACGCUCGUAAUGGUUUCCGCCGCAGUGAUUGGGACGCUGUUAAUCAAUGCAUCUUCUGCGGCAGCUAUGCUUCGCAUUGUCGGCCUGCUUACGCCCGGGCUUAGUCACGACCGAACGUUAUUGGCUGCUCGCAAAGCCAUUCACGAGCGCGCGCUCGCGCACUACGACGAAAAGCUGGACCAAACUGGUGCGCAGUAUCUCGGCGCGCCCGACUUCACGGCGGUUAAGCAGCUCGUGCCAUUCCUUCGCACACAAACAGACGAAACGGAAAUCGAGUUCAAGCACGAGAUCGCGAAAAUGGACGCUCAGCUCAUGCACGAGAUGCGUGAUCGUUUCUUGGCCGGGCUCUGUAAAGAAGUCUGGUCGAUGCUUGAAGACGACUUGAUUGACGCAAAAGUUGCUCACGGGUUGCUUAUCGCCUGCGAGCGAGCAACUGAUAAGUCAAAAUCGAACGUAUUGUGUACGUUCGACGAGUUCAACCGCUUCAUGAAGCAGAGCCGCGUGAAGAGCGCCGUCGUCAAGGCGUUUGAACGUCGAGCGUGGGGUAUGCGAAUCAUCAAAACCUUGCGUUACCUCAGGCUCGUCGAAGAAGGCUGGAUGGGCACGAGACGUCAAAUGCAAGGUUUACAUGCCCUAAUUAGUGCCCAUCGCUUGACUUCAGAGCAAUUCAAAUCUUUACUAGGCAAAAACGAAGAGGAAGAGCAAGCCAAGGAGGAAGCGCAAUCGGAAGUCGCCGAGCUGGCAAAGAGUUAUACACUCACAAAGGCUGGUGUCGGCGAAAAUCUAGCAAACGAAACGUCCAUCAAGUCACAUCAUGUGCGAGAUGUUCUCUUCGAGUCGGAUACCGAGGUCGUCCAAGCCGUUGAAAUGCUGAAAGAGAUGCAGCACGCUCACAACGCUGUGGCGCGUUCGCUGAGAUCCGAGGCACUCGCGCGUGAAAUUCUGGAGGUGACGAUGGAAGAAACAAAACUCUUGACGCAUACGGGAUUGCUGGACGAAUCGGAAGGAUCAAUGUUACAGGCCGAGCACGACCUCUACCUUCAAAGGCUGAUUAUGCAUCCGCUCCCACCAUCGCGUACGUCACCUGGCCGCAUCCUCGCUGCGAUUCCGCUCUUUGAUUUCACGCAACGCGUGGGCAUCAAGUCGCGAGAGAUUCGUAAACACUUCCUUCGAGAAGCAGAAGUUGUAGAGUUUAACGUGGGUGACAUCAUCAUCGACCCCAAUGUCAAGUUGAACGACGGAAUUAUGCUUGUCGGCAACGGCGUCGUACUCAUCGAGUCUGCGGCGGAUGCGACGCAACAAAUUACGGCAGGCUGUAAGUCGCAUCCGCACGCGUGGGCUUUGGCCUUGUACGAAGCGCUGGCAAAUGACGCGAAUGAAGAAGAACCAAAUCGUAGUGGUAUUCGUGCGACGGCGCAGACGACUAUGUUUGGUUUCGUCCUUCCGCGCUCACUUUUGGACAGCCUACGCGGCGAUCUUCGUGAGGCGGAAACGCUCGAGUUUAUGUGGCGAGUGGUGCUCGGUUUGUUGGCGGAGACCGUGUUGCGCAGCGAACUAGAUAGCGUCUUACCGGAUCUUCCCGUGAAUAAACUCGUACGCGCGGGUAAACUCGUGAAAAUUUCGCAAGGAUCAAAACUCGAGCACGACGACAGACAAGUGGUGAUUUUGCUUCGUGGAUCUCUGUACAACAAUACGUGCGGCAACAUCCCAGCGCCGUGCGUCGUGACUUUCAAACGGACGGGCAUGCUAUCCAACGCAACAACGUCGGCUUCGAGCGCGCUUGAGAGUAAGCUUGAGUCGCGCUUGUCGGCGUUGAAAUUCGGGAAAAAUGGUCUCGUGCGCGGCUCGUCUCAAAAUCUCGCCGCGCUCGCGGCGAAGAUGUCCGUGGACGAAUCCGCAUCUGAAUCACUUCCCGUGGAGCCCGACAGGGAUGGUUACUGCACGUUUGAGAGCGUCAAUGAUUUGCUCAUUUACGUCAUCCCGACCGACAAGCUCUUGCAAUCGCCGACCUCUGGUAAAUCGAGAACUUCGCUCAGGGCGCAAAAGAAGAGGGAAUUUUUACGAGGCUUGUCGAACAAGGUUUCGCGACAACGCUCCAUUUUCAUCGGCCCAGACAACCGAUUGAACGCUCAAAAGUCGACGAUGCCGCGACGAUCGAUCGACUCUGAUCGACGAUCGAUCGAGUUCGACAUCGAGUCUGGCGUCGCGAACGCGACGUCGCGUUCGCCGAAUCGUCGCUUGUCGUUGCAACUACCCCGACAGCCCACGGUGGCCGAAGAUGCGGACAACCCAAUCGGUGAAGAUCCGCGCACGCAACUCACGUCCAAUUCCAUGAUCUCAUUGGGCACGGACGACGACAACGCGCAAGACACGCACCGAUCGGACGACUUGGUGCCUUUACGAUCACGAUCGCGAGUGUGGGACGAUUCGCCGAUUCCGGCGCCUCGCGUCUUACCGAGCCGCGACUACGAGGAUCCGUCUACGCAACACACGAUUUCCUAGUACUAGC
Molecule: messenger RNA, 3751 nt
Organism: Ostreococcus lucimarinus CCE9901
Lineage: Eukaryota; Viridiplantae; Chlorophyta; Mamiellophyceae; Mamiellales; Bathycoccaceae
Product: CPA1 family transporter: sodium ion/proton
Exons: 1
Coding region: 1-3744 (1247 amino acids)
Biological process (GO): proton transmembrane transport
Cellular component (GO): membrane
Molecular function (GO): sodium:proton antiporter activity
Source: RefSeq, a predicted model, not a curated record